AUGACUACCGGCCUCCAGUCAAUCGCCGACCUCACCGCUUCGACCCGCAUAACUACAGGCGACAUUCCGCCGCCCCUCGUAGGAGCAUCAAUGACAGUCAUCGGCACCAAAUUGUAUCUAUUCGCUGGAAGAUUAGUAUCUUCGCGCAAAAUGACAAACGAUCUGUACAUACUCGAUCUCGAAACAUUCAUAUGGACCAAGAUCGUCGAUAAUUCCGAGACAUUGCCAAAUGGACGUUACUUUCAUUCAGCAAAUAUACACAAAAAGUCUAUAGUGUUUUUUGGCGGAAUGGGCUACGCUCGUAACGGCGGCGAAGAAUUAUGCGUGUUAGACGAUGUCGUAAUAUAUAACAUUGAAACUUUUACAUGGCAUUAUCCCGAGAUUAAACCAUCACAUUCCGCCCCAAAGCCAAGAUACGCUCACCUCGCUGCCAUCACUGCCAACAAGCUUCUAGUCAUCGGCGGGCAAGAUAUGAGUAAUCAUUAUAUCGAAGAGAUUAACGUUCUGGACCUGGAUGAAAUGACCUGGACUAUAUCUCGAUCAUUCGACAAGCAUUGCGGCGCAUACAGAUCAAUAGCCGUAAGUAGCAGGAAUCAUACCGAAUUACCAGUUUUCGGUAACGACAUGGCCGAGAGCGUACCGCUAUCCCCAUACAGCAGUGAAACUGCGUCGAUAACUUCUACUCCGCCGGCUUACGCUUCUCCGAGAAAAAUGUCAGCCGGUACAUUUAAUUAUAGCGGCCCGCGACGCGGUCAACCCGCAAAUCACAUCAUUAGUCGAAUGCAAGGAAUCGAGAAUAGUUACUGUCGUCUAUCUUAUUCGACUAGCGUUACCGAUGAUAAUCCGAACCCAGUAUACAUAUACUCCAACUACAAUUUCACAGAUGUCAAAAGAGAGCUACAAGUGGUCGCUCCACCCACCACGUCCAAUUUUCAAAUUAUGGAUCAUUCGACGAGCAUGACCGGAGCGUUUCUUCCGCCCGGCUUGCGAUUUCCCACGGGAUAUAUACUCGGUCAUUAUCUAAUAAUAUCAGGCACAUAUCUCACAAAUGCUAGUCAGACGUUUAGCGUGUGGGCACUGAAUUUGGCCAAUUUGGUAUGGACACGCAUCGAUACUGGUUCAACGUUUACGCACGGAUCAUGGAACAGAGGAGUAUUGUGUGAGGUGACUAACAAAUAUAUUGUACUUGGCAAUAGAGAUAGAGCGCUGGUCGAAGAUUACAAUCAUAGACAAACCAAUUUUGAUCAUGUAGCUAUAAUUGACUUGGAAGCAUUUGGGGUAUAUCAACCACCCCCAGCAACAAUGUCACCUAGCGCUCAAGAAUUAGGUCUUGCAUUGAUUAGCGAACCCAACAUGGCUGACUAUGAGAUUGUCACUAUUGAUGGAUAUCGUAUUCCGGUCAAUUCAAUGAUGCUAAGCGCGAGGUGGCCUCAUUUCAGAGCAUUAGCUGAAGCGCAGGCUAAUCGAGUACCGGAAGUCAAAUAUGACUCUGUUUCUAAGAAAGGGGAAGAAGAGGCAACAAUAACAAUGUACAACUAUCGGGCGUUAGAAUUCCCCGAACCAUAUGCUGUCGCGAUAGCGUUUAUUCAAUAUCUAUAUACUGACAAUUUGCUGACACUUCAGCAACACCAACCAGCCAUUCUGGCUCAGUUGUUAUUAUUGGCUGAUAUGUAUGAUUUGGAGCGUCUACGUCAAUUGGCAUCGCACGCAUUACAUCAAAAUCUAAACAUGUCUACAGCCGCGCUGAUAUACGAAACGGCUGCAUUAUCGAAACAAUCGGGACUUCAGAUUAGAGCGUUGAAG
Molecule: messenger RNA, 1803 nt
Organism: Paraglomus occultum
Lineage: Eukaryota; Fungi; Glomeromycota; Glomeromycetes; Paraglomerales; Paraglomeraceae
Source: the annotation of a GenBank genome assembly